Messenger RNA from Lucilia sericata (common green bottle fly), 1225 nucleotides. RefSeq names its product gustatory receptor 5a for trehalose-like. Gene Ontology annotation, molecular function: sweet taste receptor activity. The record is from RefSeq and is a predicted model, not a curated record. Lineage: Eukaryota; Metazoa; Arthropoda; Insecta; Diptera; Calliphoridae. Gene Ontology annotation, biological process: sensory perception of sweet taste; detection of chemical stimulus involved in sensory perception of taste. Gene Ontology annotation, cellular component: membrane.
GCUAUAGGACCAAUAUUGGUGAUGGCUCAAUGUUUUUGUUUAAUGCCCGUACGUGGAAUACGUAGUCAAUCUGCAAAAGGUUUAUCAUUUAGCUGGUAUAGUUUUCGUACAUUCUAUUGUUUGCUUUAUAUGCUGACCACCAUACUGGAUACAAUGUUAACCGUCAAUAUGAUAGUCCAUAAAGAAUUGGAUGUGCGAAAUAUAGAACCAUAUUUUCACUUCUCCAUACUUUUGGCAUCGAUUGGAUUUUUACGUUUAGCUUCGAAAUGGCCUAAACUCAUGCGGCGCUGGCAGGAGGUGGAAGAACAAUUGCCCGCUUUUAAUAACUGGGUGGAAAAAGAGGAAUUGGCGACAAGGAUUAAAACUGUUACAUUUGUUUUGAUAACAUUAUCUUUAACUGAACAUUUGCUCAGCACUAUUUCAGCCAUACAUUUUGCCAACUAUUGUCCGUCUGCCAGUGAUCCCAUUGAAUCAUUUUUCCUUAAUGUUAUGGAUCAAAUCUUUUAUAUUUUCGAUUAUUCACCCUGGCUAGCUUGGUUGGGUAAAAUACAAAAUAUUCUCUUGACUUUUGGCUGGACAUAUAUGGAUGUUUUUGUUAUGAAUGUUGGCAUUGGAUUGUCAUCGAUGUUUAAACGUGUUCAGACGCAUAUGGAAAAUGUUCAGGGAUUGGAAAUGAGUGAGUCCUUUUGGGCGAAAUGUCGUUAUCAAUAUACUUUGAUUUGUGAUUUAAUCAAUGAAGUAGAUGCGGCAGUUUCUGGAAUUAUAAUGCUGUCAUUUGCUAAUAAUUUAUAUUUUGUUUGCAUACAGUGUUUGAAAAGUAUCAACAAAAUGCCUUCCGUAGCUCAUGCUAUAUAUUUCUAUUUCUCUCUAAUGUUUUUACUCUCACGUACCCUAGCCGUUUCUCUUUAUCUGGCCGAGGUCAAUGAUAGAUCACGCGAUCCUUUAACAGUAAUAAAACAAAUACCACCCGAUUGUUACUAUCCCGAAGUAGAACGUUUUGUUCUAGAGAUCAAUAUUAAUAAAGUGGCCAUGACGGGUAUGCAGUAUUUUGAUGUAACCCGGAAAUUGGUGUUAACGGUGGCUGGAACAAUUGUUACUUACGAACUGGUUUUAAUACAAUUUCAUGAAGAUCAAAAACUAUAUCAUUGUGGCACCGAUUAGUUUACUUUGUAUGUUUUUUUUUGUGGCAAAUAAAUAAAAUUGUUGUUGUGGUUAUAAACUUUAA